AUGGUUAAAGGUACUGUAAAAAAACAAAAGAAAACUUUAAAACCAGUUACUAAAUUUAUUACCAUAAAUUUGAGUAAAUUAACUCAUAAAGUAUGCUAUAAAAGAAAGGCACCAAGAGCCAUUAAAGAAAUUAGAAGCAUAGCAGGAAAACUUAUGCACACUAAGGAUGUACGUUUAGAUGUAAAAUUAAACAAAUUUAUAUGGUCUAAGGGUGUUAGGAACCCACCAAAAAGAGUUCGUGUAAAAUUAGAAAGAAAAAGAAAUGAAGAUGAAGAUUCAAAGGAAAAAAUGUAUACUAUUGUUGAACAUGUAAUGGUAGAUUCAUAUAAAGGUUUAGUUAAUGAAUGUGAAGCAAACGAAUAA
Molecule: messenger RNA, 363 nt
Organism: Plasmodium adleri (nom. inval.)
Lineage: Eukaryota; Apicomplexa; Aconoidasida; Haemosporida; Plasmodiidae
Product: 60S ribosomal protein L31
Exons: 3
Coding region: 1-363 (120 amino acids)
Biological process (GO): cytoplasmic translation
Cellular component (GO): cytosolic large ribosomal subunit; ribosome
Molecular function (GO): structural constituent of ribosome
Source: RefSeq, a predicted model, not a curated record